AUGCCCUCGCAGAAGCGCCAGCUCCCUUCGCCGUCCUCCAAACCCCGCGACCACGUGGAGGAGGCCAACGGGACGGCGGAUGCUUCCACAGCCGGCGGCGGAGGGGGAGGGCUCCGCCUGGUGCCCGGCGGAGGCGCCGCCAAUCGGGCCACCGACCCGCAGCCGCAGCGCGUACGCGAUUCAGGAAGCCCCAAACGCGGCGGAGGCGGCGGCGCGUACAGCGACAGCGAAUCGUCGCAGAGCGACGGCGGCAUGGACGAGUUUAUACUAGUGAAAUUAGCUGAAAUACGGAAGGAAGUCCAGUGCCCUAUUUGUUUAGGCAUUAUCCGGAAGACAAGAACAGUUAUGGAAUGUUUGCACCGUUUCUGCAGGGAUUGCAUUGAUAAAUCUAUGCGGCUAGGAAAUAAUGAGUGCCCAGCAUGCCGCACUCAUUGUGCGAGCAGACGUUCUUUGAGGGAUGAUCCUAAUUACGAUGCAUUGAUUGCAACCUUGUACCCAGAUAUUGAUAAGUACGAGGAAGAGGAAUUUGCUUUCAGUGAAGAGGAGAAGACUCGGAACAAGAAGAUUCAAGCAACCAUUGAAGAAACGGUUCGAAAACAGUCAGAGGCCAUGGGUAAGAAAAGUUCCACAGCAAAAGCCACUGCCAAUGCUUUUGCAAGGAAGUACAGGAGAAAUGUGCGAACACGUGGGAGAGGUAGAACUGUUGCUCGUGAUAUUGUCCAUGCUGUCUCCGAUGAUGAGGGUAGAAAAGAAGUAAAUUCUAAUGAUGCCAGCAAAGACCCGUCUUCUGCUGAUAACCACUCUCCAGAUUUAAAGCAGAAAAGAGGUAGAAAGAGGCCUGCACCACUACCUUCUCCUGUUAGAACCAUGGGUAUUGCCACUAGUGACCAUGGAUCUGAGGAGAAUGAUGAACUAGUAUCUGUAAAAGAAAAUUUCACCACCUCUCCAUUGCGGGGAGAGAUGCUCGCAUGGGGCAAAAAUGGUACGCGAAGCCAAACUCGAUAUGGCAAUGUUGGCGGCUUAAAUGGCAGGCUUGGAAAGAGCGGACGUGUUGCGAAAUUAGUCGAGCACCUGCGUACAACUGAUGAAAUGGAUAAAGAGUUCAACUUGUAUCUUGUUCUCCUUCCUCUUGAUGGACAAACAACACCUAAAUUGGAAAAGCCCUAUCUAAGUUGUCAACCAACUGUAUCCAUUCGACAUCUUGUACAGCUCAUUGCUCUCCAGUUGUCUCGCCAAGUUGAAGAACUUGAGAUAUACAUAAGGAUGGACCUCCACAGAAGAGGUGUUGCAACGGACUCAAGUUCUGCUGAGACAAAACUGCGGCUACUUGAUGGCUUGGAAAGAUUGAGAGAAGAUAAACUUCUUUCUGAUCUUCACCCUUCAUUUGCCUCUGGUCGCAAUGAUCUGGAAUUGUUAUAUGCUUUGAAAACUCAAGACUAGAUCAAUUUAGUGGCUUGACUCAAUGCGGGAAUUACGUUGAGUCUUCUUCUGGAUAUGUAAAAAAGCAGUGAGAAUGUGCUAAAUGGGAAAAUCUUUCUUUUUCUCAUGUGUUCUUGUUUAGAUUUGUAUAUUGUCUUUGUAAUAUAUAGAUAGAUCUUCAUGUGUUAAUUCGUUGGGUUGAUAAUAUCAUUGAUAGUUUUAAAUUA
Lolium rigidum is the source of this 1646-nucleotide messenger RNA. Its product is annotated as putative E3 ubiquitin-protein ligase RING1a. The record is from RefSeq and is a predicted model, not a curated record. Bases 1 to 1440 code for a protein of 479 amino acids. The transcript is spliced from 10 exons. NCBI's taxonomy places the organism in Eukaryota, Viridiplantae, Streptophyta, Magnoliopsida, Poales, Poaceae.